Messenger RNA from Gamsiella multidivaricata, 366 nucleotides. RefSeq lists its product as uncharacterized. The record is from RefSeq and is a predicted model, not a curated record. The transcript is spliced from 2 exons. NCBI's taxonomy places the organism in Eukaryota, Fungi, Mortierellomycota, Mortierellomycetes, Mortierellales, Mortierellaceae. Gene Ontology annotation, molecular function: DNA-binding transcription factor activity, RNA polymerase II-specific; RNA polymerase II cis-regulatory region sequence-specific DNA binding. The annotation marks the transcript as partial. Gene Ontology annotation, cellular component: nucleus. Gene Ontology annotation, biological process: regulation of transcription by RNA polymerase II.
UGUAACUUCCCGUUCGAAUCCAUGGUGGAGUUGAACGAGCAUGUCGCAGAGACCCAUAUUGGCAGCGGCAAAGCCUGCUAUAGCUGCGACUGGCAGGGAUGUCCGAGAAUGAUGAAGCCCUUCACAAAGCGGCACAAGAUGUAUAACCACCUGCGGACACAUACUGGAGAGCGCCCCUUCAAAUGUCUUGUCCCUGGCUGUGAUAAGAAAUUCUCUCGUCCAGACUCGUUGACGACCCACACUAAGACGCAUUCCAAUAUCCGCCCCUAUGUGUGUGCCGUGGAGGGUUGUCCCAAGGCCUACUAUCACGCGCGGUCACUCAAGAAGCACGAGCUCGCGCAUGAAUCGAAGCAAGGAGGGGGGGUU